Messenger RNA from Drosophila erecta, 1895 nucleotides. RefSeq lists its product as uncharacterized. The transcript is spliced from 3 exons. The record is from RefSeq and is a predicted model, not a curated record. Lineage: Eukaryota; Metazoa; Arthropoda; Insecta; Diptera; Drosophilidae. The coding region runs from base 182 to 1870 and encodes 562 amino acids.
GUGCAUCUGAAAUCAGGACAGCAAUGCGGUGCGUGACCUGGCGAAUGGUGUGCCCAAAACGGAAGUGCACAAAAACAAACAGUGGAAGGUUACCGCUGGCAACAACUGCAUGUUGUGCUUGGUAUUGAUAAAGCGCGUUUGCAACAAUUAAAUAUUUUCCAGUAGGAACACUUCGCGCAGCAUGAGCUCGCACUAUCUGAAUUCUUGUGUGAAAGUGCCCAUCGAUCCGUGCAACAACUGUCCGGCUCCGGUAUACAAUCGCCCCAAGCUCUGCUCCCUUGGUGGAAAGAAGCCGCCUGAAAAGCCUCCAACUUCACAGCCGGAGGAGGAGUCACCUGCUUGGAGCAGCCAGAUGGGGGUCAGGUCCUUAGCUAAAUUCUACGACAGUAUACCUGACUACUGUGAUGUUAAGCACCUGCACCAAGCAGAGUUCUAUUCAACUCUGCAGAGCCUGCGUAGUACCAGCCGUGAACUGCGAUCUCAGGCAGCAACUGCUCCAACCCCAGAGCGAAGUGCUGGUGUCAGCAGAAGUUCUGUGGGCCAUGGAAAGUCUAAAAAGCGGCUUUCCAAAGGGAAAAAAAUAAAAAAACGUCCUUUGGUACUGGAUCCUGUUCCUCCGCCAGCAAUCUUAGUGAUCCCCGAUCAAGAGGAUAGAUGCGCUACCCACCCAGUUGUGCAUACUCCCAAUUCCAGUUGUCUAAGCGACGAGUACGACAAGUGCCUUAGGGACUUGAGUCGCCUAAAAAGCUUUAAGGAAGACUUUGCUGUGGAGGUUGCGGAUUUCAAGAGGUCCCUUAAAAGCUUUGAAGAGGAGUUCCGCAGGCCAAAGUCCACAAGCAGCAAAGGGACUGAAACAGAAACCAACAAGCCGAGUCAGACACAAAACCGCUGUCAGAAGACUGCCAAUCCUGGCCAGCAUACGGCAGAACGAGCCAAAUGCCGGAGGGAAAUGCUGCGCAGGUGCUUCAGUGUCAAUGAUCUUCAAGGAAUUACCUUAGAGGCUCAUUCGAAGCCUUCCAAACUAGCUCAACCUGCGCGAAGCAACUAUUUUCCACUCAGCAAUCAGGAGGAAGUGCCUAAGAUACAGAUUCAAUCGCCCACCACCUCAUCGAAGCGAAGUAGUAGUGCUUCAACCGCAGCAAAAGGUCGAGGAAGACGCGGCAGAGUAAGGAAACCAAAGCCAGGAUCUAACGCAAAGGAUGAGAAACCACUACCUCCGCUGUGCAUCUAUGAGUUGCCAGAAGAACCGGUCCAGAGAAGAACGCCCAGUGUGUCACCGCUGCACCCGGUAUCUCGUCCUAAUCUAGCGGCAACUUUGCGGGCUGAAGUCUCUAGGAAAAAGGUUAAGGAACUGAAGAACAACUGCACUUAUCAUGAUCCCCGUCCGCAAUUCGAUUGGGAGGUAAGAAAAACGCCUGCUUGGAAAUCGCUGUCCUUGAACGAAUCCCACAAGGCGUUGUUAUCCAUUCGGCUGGCCACUCGGAAGGCAGAACAGGCUUUUCAGGAGCGCCAGUACGAACUGCAUAUGGAAAUGAUGCGUCAACGGGUCAAAUCCGCUCCGCUUCUUCUUGAAGGUCCUACGUUCUGGGGCCCGGAAGUGGGCAAGCUCACCCACACCUGCCGGAGCGAGGAAUUACGUCAUUCCUGUGAGGAAAGCCGGCAACGAAGAAAGAAAAAGUCCGAGCGUUCAGCUCCAGAUGCGGAUACUAAGCUGCAGCAGCUACGCAAGAUCUAUGGCACAGAAAAGUCUUGUUCGAGGCAGUCUCAAAGAAGCAAGCGGUCCGGACGACGACCGCAGGGGCUGACUACCGAGACACCCAGCCAUGAUAGCGGUGACGAUCUGUGCAGCGUAGAUCGAGCUUUCCUCUAGACAUUCACCUAAUUUCCAAGCACAU